This is a messenger RNA of Hymenoscyphus albidus, 462 nucleotides long. The record is from the annotation of a GenBank genome assembly. NCBI's taxonomy places the organism in Eukaryota, Fungi, Ascomycota, Leotiomycetes, Helotiales, Helotiaceae.
CCCCCCCGCGAACCAGGCUUCCUCUCUACGGACCAGUGGCAGCUGAUUCAGAGCUUCAACGGCUCGAUGCGGGCUGUACAAAUGGAGGGUUGUAGCCGCUGCCGCGAACGGUGGUUUGCGAUGGCUCUGAAGGAUACCGUGUGCCACAAGUGCUACUUACGAGAUCCUAAAGAUUGUAGACCGUGUCUCAUGUCUGCAGACAAUAUGCUGAACCCAGGGCCUGUUACGGACGCCCUCCCAGAGCUAACACAAGUAGAAGAGAUGAUCAUCGCCCGUUCGCACGUCCAGAUGGUCCUCUUUCGGUACCGCGGGCACCAGUAUCACUAUUCGGGUCACUGUGUAAGUUUUAUACAGAAUACAGUCAAGACGGUAACAGUCAUCACUAACCUCCCCGCGGAUCUAGAUAUUGUUCUUGUCCGCCCACCAGAUACGGCCCAGAAUCUUAAGUAUAUCUCUCCUUAA